CUUUUGAUUCCAGAUUCCAACUCGCCUCCCCCCAAAUAAGCACUCAACCGAAAAGGAGAACCAACAGAUCGUCCGCCCAAGCAGCGGCGGCGGCCAUGGGGGAUCGGCCAAAGUUCCCCGGGCGGUACGAGCAGGUGAAGCUGCUCGGCGAGGGCAACUUCGCCAAGGUGUACCUGGCGCGGCACGCGGACACGGGGGAAGAGGUGGCCAUCAAGGUCAUGGACAAGGAGAAGCUCAUCAAACUCGGCGCCGUGCAACAGAUCAAGCGCGAGAUCGCCGUGAUGCGCCGCCUCAGGCACCCCAACAUCGUGCGGCUCCACAAGGUGAUGGCGUGCCGGUCGCGGAUCUUCGUCGUCAUGGAGUACGUCCGCGGCGGCCCACUGUACCGCCACAUCGCGCCCAACAGCGGCAUCCGGGAGGGCGACGCGCGCCGCUUCUUCCAGCAGCUGGUGUCCGCGCUCGCCUUCUGCCACGCGCAGGGCGUGUACCAUAGGGACAUCAAGCCCGACAACCUCCUGGUCGACGAGCACGGGAACCUCAAGGUCGCCGAUUUCGGGCUCUCGGGCGUCGCCGACACGGCGCGGAGGGAGGCGCUCCUCCACACCGUCUGCGGCACGCCGCUGUACGUGGCCCCGGAGGUGUUCACGCGCCGGGGCUACGACGGCGGCAAGGCGGACGCCUGGUCCUGCGGCGUCGUCCUCUACGUGCUCGCCGCCGGCCGCAAGCCCUUCCGGGACGACCAAUUCGCCAGCCUCUACCGCGACAUCUGCCGCAGCGACUACCGCUGCCCUCGCUCCUUCAGCCCCGACCUCGUGCGCAUCGUGCGCCGCCUCCUCCAGCCCAACCCGGCGCACCGGAUCACCCUGCCUCAGGUCAUGGAGACGAGCUGGUUCAAGAAGGACCUCAAGGAGAUCAGCUUCUACAUCGACAGCAAGGACUGCCUGCGCAGCCUUGAUGGCCCCGAAGAGCCCGACCUGUACGACUCCGACUCUGACGACGAGACCACCGCGUCUUCGUCCUCCGGCUCUUCUUCCUCCUCCCCGGCGCAUGGCAUGCACGUCUCGGUGUCAGCGCCGUCGCUGGUCGAUCUCGACAAGACGGGCAGCAAUGGCGCCCAGGGCCAGCAGCAGCGCAUGCGGCGGAUCAAGAGCCUGAACGCGUUCGACAUCAUUGCCUCCUCGCCGAGCUUCGAUCUGUCCGGGCUGUUCGAGGAGCGGGGCGAGCGGAUGCGUUUCGUGUCCGGCGAGCCGGUGCCCAAGAUCAUCUCCAAGCUGGAGGAGAUCGCCGGGCAGGUCAGCUUCACGGUGCGCACCAAGGACUGCCAGGUCAGCUUCGAGGCCACGAGGAACGGCCACAAGGGCGCGCUCGCAAUCUCCGCCAAGAUAUUCCAGCUCACGCCGGAGCUCGUCAUGGUCCAGGUAUGCAAGAAGGCCGGAGACACUGCCGAGUACAGCCAGUUCUGCCACAGCGAACUCAAGCCCGGCUUGAGCGGCCUCGUCCACGGCCUGCCGGAGGAGGGCCUGCCUCCGGCGCUGAAUGUCGCGUGAGAUUCUAUUCUAUAGGAUAUUAUUGGGGGAGAAAAGCAGCAGCAUGCAAGGGGGUGAUUCAAGUAUCUUCAGUUAAAUUGUUUUUUCCCCUUGCUUACUAGUUUAGUUUAGGAUUUGACAGUGUUAGUGGUAGAUCAUAGAUGUAUCAUGGCACUGUAAUUAUCGUUUUGCUAAGUUCUAGAUAUUGUGUAUACUUAUAUGUGUGCUCCUUGCAUUAGCCAUUAGGAGGUAAAGAUUGCCUUAAUUUGCAUGGAUUAUUUUCUCAAGUUGAUGUUAAUUAUGAGAUUGAUUAGGUGUUGGCAC
Molecule: messenger RNA, 1850 nt
Organism: Brachypodium distachyon (stiff brome)
Lineage: Eukaryota; Viridiplantae; Streptophyta; Magnoliopsida; Poales; Poaceae
Product: CBL-interacting protein kinase 25
Exons: 1
Coding region: 96-1547 (483 amino acids)
Biological process (GO): protein phosphorylation; signal transduction
Molecular function (GO): protein kinase activity; ATP binding
Source: RefSeq, a predicted model, not a curated record